Coffea eugenioides is the source of this 1973-nucleotide messenger RNA. RefSeq lists its product as uncharacterized. Lineage: Eukaryota; Viridiplantae; Streptophyta; Magnoliopsida; Gentianales; Rubiaceae. Gene Ontology annotation, molecular function: protein kinase activity; ATP binding. Gene Ontology annotation, biological process: protein phosphorylation. The coding region runs from base 32 to 1705 and encodes 557 amino acids. The transcript has 16 exons. The record is from RefSeq and is a predicted model, not a curated record.
CUCCGUCCUUCUCCGAUUGAUCUUUUGCAAGAUGAGGACCCGAUUUUUGUUUAAUUUAUUUCCCGCCAGAACCAAGGCCGCGGUUAAGACGUCGGUGUUUUUCAUCUCCGCCGCCGGUGUCGCAGCUCUUGUAGACAACCCUGACUCUCUCCGCUUACCUUCACCUCCUCACGCUACUGACUUCCCCUUGCUUUAUGGCGCCGUUCGAUCCUCUCGCGCUCUUUUCACAAUAGCUUCCACUGUAGUUGACUAUAAGUACUCUCUACAUAACUUGCCGGAGAAGUCCGACAAGUACCGGAAUGUUCUCUCCGAGGUCCAUUUGCGGUCAGCGAAGAGAAUUUUGAAAUUAUGCGAGUUCAAUAGAGGUUUUUAUGUGAAAGCUGGUCAAUUUGUUGCGGCUCUGCGGCAAGUUCCGAAGGAGUACUCAUCAACUCUUUCCUCAUUACAGGAUCAGACAGCUCCUUGCCAAUUCAAAGCUAUCAAAGAAUUACUAGUCAGCAAUUUUGGUCGUGAUUUAUCAGAGAUAUUCAUUUCAUUUGAUGAGCAGCCAGUUGCAGCUGCUUCUAUUGCUCAAGUACAUCAUGCUGUACUGAAUGAUAACCAGGAUGUGGCAGUAAAGGUGCAGUAUCCUGGGUUAGAGAAGCAGAUGAAGUAUGACCUUGCAACGAUGUCUGUCCUCUCAAGACUAGUCACCUGGUUUUUUCCUGACUACAGAUUUGGGUGGAUAGUGUCAGAAUUUGAAAAAUCUAUAUCUUCUGAACUUGAUUUUAUUCAAGAAGCUAUGAACUCAGAACGAGCAGCCAAAAAUUUCAGAAGCAACAGUUUUGUCAGGGUUCCCCGUGUUUUUUGGGAUUUGACAACCACCCAGGUUUUGACAAUGCAAUAUUGUAAAGGACAGAAGGUUGAUGACGUGGAAUCUAUGAAGCGAAUGGGAAUUAAUCCAACUAAGGUUGCAAAGGCCCUAUCGGAGGUUGUGGCAGAAAUGAUAUUUAUCCAUGGUUUCUUGCAUGGGGAUUUACAUCCUGGAAAUAUAUUGGUUUCUCAAGGACAGAGUGGAUUUUCUUUGGUUCUUCUGGAUCAUGGGAUCUGUAAAGAAUUGGAUGAAGCUUUCAGGCUGAACUACUGCCAACUUUGGAAGGCUUUGAUUUUCAUGGACUCAAACAAAAUUGAGCAGAUUGGUGAACAGAUGGGUGUCGGGAAGUACUCCAGAUACUUUCCCGUCAUUUUCACAGGAAGAACAUUGAACAGCAAAUCUCCACUUGGAAGAGGAAUGUCAGAUGAAGAGAAGAGGACUCUAAAAAGAGAACUGAAGUCCCUUAAGAUGGAGGACAUAUCCUCCUUCAUGGAAUCUUUACCAGCUGAUUUUUUGACAGUUUUGCGUGCUGAUGGUCUGCUUAGGUCUUUGAUCAGCAAGUUGGGUGCUCCUCAACGGGUCCGUUUGAGGGCUUAUGCUAAAAAUGCAUUCCAUGGUCUCUACCCCAAAGAAAAAUCUGAAUCUGAUAUCAGCAUGAGAGCAGCAAUUUCAAAAUUGGAGAUGGGCAUCAAAGACGUUCAACUGAUUCUGCUACUUGAUACACUGGAGUUGCUUUCUUUUAUGGCAGCUUUCACUCAUUCGUUGGCUAAAAGAUCCAAGGAUAUACUAGUCUCUGCCGGCCGUGCAAUUAGAAAAUUUUUCGCUCAACUCAUGAGCAUCUCCUUGAUUUAGUCGUAUUACCUGUUGCUUGGGUCAUUUUUAUGUGACCCCCAACUAAAUGUGGAGCAUGUCCUUUGUGUUUUUUAUGAAGUAACUGAAGAUACAUGUUGUAAACAGACAACACGAUAAGGAUUUCAAGAAACAAAGAGAUGCCGCAGGUUAUACUACUGUAAUUUAGAAGAGAAAACAGGUUAUUUUGCAUGCAGCAUACUAAAGCUCAAUGUUUGAGGAUGUUGAUGCACUUUAUGUUAGAGCAUGUAUCAAGGUUUGUUGCGUGUGA